Seriola dumerili (greater amberjack) is the source of this 2441-nucleotide messenger RNA. It is a transcript of the gene cyp19a1b, whose product is annotated as aromatase-like. Lineage: Eukaryota; Metazoa; Chordata; Actinopteri; Carangiformes; Carangidae. The transcript is spliced from 10 exons. Gene Ontology annotation, molecular function: iron ion binding; monooxygenase activity; oxidoreductase activity, acting on paired donors, with incorporation or reduction of molecular oxygen. The record is from RefSeq and is a predicted model, not a curated record. Bases 110 to 1624 code for a protein of 504 amino acids.
GAGAAGCAACGGGACAAGAGAAGAGACAGGUGCUGUAUGAGCAUUGGUCAAACUUUAUCUGCAGCCACACGGAAGACACAGUGAGCCUGUUCAGGUGUGUGUACGAGUCAUGAAGGGGAUGCUGCCGCUGGAGACACUCACCAUCGGCCCCAUGGUGGUUGACACAGUGUCUGAAGUCACCGCCCUCCUGCUUCUUCUUCUUCUGCUGCUGCUGAUGCUCUUCACCGCCUGGAGCCGAACAAACCAGUCACACAUAUCAGGUCCUCCUUUCUUGGCAGGACUCGGUCCCAUUAUCUCCUAUGCCAGGUUCAUCUGGACCGGGAUCGGAACAGCGUGCAACUACUACAACAACAAAUAUGGCAGCAUUGUCCGGGUGUGGAUUAAUGGCGAGGAGACCCUCAUUAUAAGCAGGUCCUCAGUAGUGUAUCAUGUUUUGAGGAGCGCCCACUACACGGCCAGAUUUGGGAGCAAAAAGGGGCUGCAGUGUAUUGGGAUGGAAGGGAGGGGUAUCAUUUUCAACAGCGAUGUCCCACUCUGGAAAAAAAUGAGGACAUACUUUUCUAAAGCCCUGACAGGCCCCAGCCUCCAGAGGACAGAGGCAAUCUGUGUGAGCUCCACUGCCAAACACCUGGACAGCCUGCAGGAGAUGACCGACUCCUCCGGACAUGUGGAUGCUCUCAAUCUGCUGAGGGCCAUAGUGGUGGACAUCUCCAACAGGCUUUUCCUCAGGGUGACGCUCAAUGAGAAGGACUUGCUGAUGAAAAUCCAAAACUACUUUGAGACCUGGCAAACGGUUCUAAUAAAGCCUGAUAUAUUCUUCAAGAUUGGAUGGCUGUACAACAGGCAUAAGAAAGCAGCCCUCGAGCUGCAAGAUGAGAUGGAGAGCCUACUCAGGAUUAAAAGACAAAUUAUUGAUAAAACUGACAAGCUGGAUGAUGAUGUCGACUUUGCAACGGAGCUCAUCUUUGCACAGAACCACGGGGAGCUCUCAGCAGAUGACGUCAGGCAGUGUGUGCUAGAGAUGGUGAUUGCAGCACCUGACACACUGUCCAUCAGCCUCUUCUUCAUGCUGAUGCUGCUGAGACAAAACCCAGACAUUGAGCUGAGGAUAGUGGAGGAGAUGAACACAGUCUUGGCUGACAAAGGAAACAUUUGUUAUCAAAGUUUGAACGUGCUGGAGAGUUUCAUCAACGAGGCUCUGAGGUUUCAUCCUGUGGUUGAUUUCACAAUGCGGAAAGCUCUGGAAGACGACAGCAUCGAAGGCACUGAGAUCAGGAAAGGAACCAACAUCAUUCUCAACAUUGGUCUUAUGCAUAAGACUGAAUUCUUCCCCAAAGCAAAAGAGUUCAGCCUGACGAAUUUUGACAAAACAGUGCCCACUCGUUUCUUCCAGCCCUUCGGCUGCGGGCCUCGUUCCUGCGUGGGCAAACACAUCGCCAUGGUGAUGAUGAAGGCCAUCUUGGUCACUCUGUUGUCUCGUUACACAGUGUGUCCUCAUCAAGGCUGCACCCUCAACAGCAUCAGGCAGACCAACAACCUGUCGCAGCAGCCUGUGGAGGACGAGCACAGCCUGGCCAUGCGCUUCAUCCCCCGGACCGCACAACCUCGACACAGUCAGCUCUGAAACAUAGUGAUGCUGUUACAUUAUGGAUGAAAACCAUAGCACUGUAUAUGUUGAAGUGUGUAACUGCAUUAGGCCUGCUGAGCUGUUAAUACUCUCUUACACUCCACUCCUCCAGCUUCAUCAUAUUUCUAAGAAGUAAGAAAACAGUACAUUUGUGUGUCACAGCAUGUUUUGCAAAGCUUGACAAACCUGGGCUUUAAGGAAUUCAGUGUGAGGGUUCAGCCCACGCAGAGCAGUGCAAGAAUGAUUGUUUUGUCCAUGCGACACCAUGUGGAAAACCAGAAUCUUGGAGGGUCACAAAAUAAUUCUUGUGACAGAAACACCAGAAACAAUAUGGCACCAACUCACACUUCAGCUUGAAGAAAAUCUGGACCAAGACAAACAGCUGAAUGUUUUUCAUUUUGUUUUAUGUUAGUCAGUGUUAGUAUGUCGCAUUAAUAGUUUAUAUACACUAUGUGUUCGCAUUACAUCGGCAGUUAUUUGUACUAAAUAUAAUCAAGGUAACAAUAUGGUAUAGUGAGAAGUGUUAGUACACAUCAUGUUAUAAUUUCAGUACACACCACUUGAAUGAAUAAAUUAUUAGGAACAUGUACAUUAAUACGAUGUAUACUGAUGAACUGUAUUUCUCAUGUCAGAUCUGUAGUACCUUACAUGUAGAUGCAUUUGGGAGAUUUGUUUCUAGUUAAACACUGAGUAAUGGGACACCAAAUCAACAGAGGUACAACGUUACUAAUACUUUUUACAAGUUCAUUCAAUAAACACUGAGAUAUUUGUUCCCAUGUAGCAAAUAUUAAAUAUAGACCGAAAUGAGAAGAGA